CUCAAACAAUUAUGAUUACAUAGAGUCGCAAAACGCUAGAUCAUUUUCAUCGUUUUAGGAAAUUAUUUUCUUGUUUUAUUCAUGUUGCUGCAAACGGAUCUAUCAAUUGGAGUAGCGACAGUACGUGGCAACAGAUCGUACUAUAUGCGGCGAAUUUCGUCGAGGAAGUGUGAAAGAGAUAGUGAAUUGACUCACACGCCGUGAUGGUGUGCGUCGAUGAGACAUGAGCGACAUGAGAACGUGAGAAAGAAAUAAGGAAAAGAAAAGGAAUAAAAAUAAUAAGUGACAAAAUUUCCUCGUGGUUCUUCGUAGAACUGUGGUAUUUCUUGUCUUACAGGAUGUAAAAAGUGACGAGGCCACGUCGUCGAGCGUAAUCGCGUUGAUUUCGACUCGGGGGAGUUAGCAGUUAAAAUUUUUAUAGUAUCACGUUCACUGACAAGCGUUAUCGUAGAUUUCUUAUCGUUUAUUGUUUUUUUUUUUGUUUUUCAACCGUAAGACGCAAACGAAACAUAAGUGGUGGGGUUAAUUGUCAUUUCGCGUCGUGCACAUUUGUUUAAAGCAUCGUGAAGAUCGACGGAUCGACGAAAUCAAAGGAAAGUGAAGAUGGAAAAAAAAUGGAGCCAUGUUUGACAGUCUAUGAGAUGAUGAGAUGGAAAGCCCUUGAUAAAACGUGAAAGUAUAUUUAUUUCGCAUAUCAAGUGUGAAACGACAAGUGGGUUAUGAAGUUUCAAUCACGACGACGUGUCACCGAUUGUGAAUAUUUUAUUAUUUUUUUUAAUUACCUCUACGAUGGCUGGAAAAUGUGAGGAAUGUGGAUGCGUUUGCGCCAAAUGCACAAAAAACAAUGAGACACACACGGACAUGCAUCUCCAUGCGGAGAUAGAGAAUCUCCGACAGCGUUUAAUAGAACGUGAUAGUCAUAUCGUUAAGAUGGAAACACAAUUUUUGAAUGAAGCUGACAAGUUUCCGAAUGGCGAGCUGGCCUCGAUGAAAGAAGAAUUGAGAAUUUGGCAGGAAAAAUAUUCGCGACUUUAUGAAGCUCACAAAAGGGUUCAAAAAGUCAAUCAAAAUUUGGAGGACAAAUUGCUAAGGAUCGUCGAUAAGUGCGAGACUGAAAAAGGUGCCUUCGCCAAAGACAUUGCUACUCUGUCGCAUCGUUUAGCCGAUGCUAAUUAUACUAUACAUCGUCUUACCCAGGACAAUGAAAAAUACAGAAAUGAUGUUAAUCUGGCUAUCCAAUUGCUGCAGUGCAAACCAUCCAACUUUGUUGGACAAAAAUACGAUUCGUUACCGUCCGAAGUUCAGGCAAAAGUACGAAUGUACGUAGCUCAAAAGCGGCGUUCGAGCGACGUCUCGCCGCCCGACGUUAAAAGUAUAACCGUGCCAAUAUCGACGUUCCCACCGACGGCGAUGGUCUACAAUAUAACAAAAGCGAAUGUGGAGAAGCAUAGCGACGAUGAGAGUGACGAUUCGAAGCCUCCGGUUGAUGUAGUAUCGGCGGCUAUAAUGGCAAAAGUAUUAGAGGAUCGUGAACGGGAGAGAAUAUUCGCGAAGCACUGCAACAGUUGUACGUGUCAUCGGGCAAUUUUAAUGAUAGAUUCGGAGACUCAAGCGAGUUUGGACAGGUUGGACGUUCGUUUUUGUGGUGAAGGAGACUCGAUCGAGUCAUCGAGCAAUCGUGAUAUUAGCGAGACUCUCAACAGUAAACAAAUGGAUACUCAAGGUAAAGUUGAAACAACGAGUAAUCCAACUACUUUUAGACACAUAAGCGAGACGAAAUCUUCGCGUCGUCGUACAGAAAUAGGUAAUAUUGAUAAUUUAACAAACGCGAAUACGAAAUUAAGCCCGAGUUUCAAUAACAGCGAAGGACAUUUGCGUUUGGGUCGUCAAGUGACGACGGUACAGAAGCACAACGCAACGAAGCAAAAAUUACCUCAAAUUAGCAGCGAUCGAACGACACUACUGUGCAAAGCGAACUUAAAUAAAAACAAGCAAACGCGUUUGAGCAAGAGGAUCGAUGGGGACACGAGGGCGAGUCUUCCGGAUCAUUGGAAAAAAUUCGAAAAAACCACGACGGAUAAUUGCGUCAGCGAAAAAAAUAACGUUUGCAAUGAGAUCCCGAAGGAACUCAGCCCCAUCGAUAUAAUAAACGAUAGAAUAUGGAAGAGCGGUUGGAACGCGAGAACCCAAUCGAUCGGCAAUGAGGCAAAUGAUAACGAUAAACGUAGCGCCGAUACGGAGAUCGAUGUGAUAAAUGAUCGCGUAUGGAGAAACGAUAGGACCACCGGAAACAUAAAUAAACCACAAAUGACCCUGAUCGAACUUACAAACGCUGUUAAUUCAACGACUGUCAAGGAUUUCGGUCAAACCGAAGUCGCGAUUAGUCCCAGCUUCAGCAGCGACAGCGUCGUUAUUUCGACCUCAAAUCAAUCGAGUAGCUCGAGCGACGCUCUUCACACAAUCAAUGACAAACGCUUGUUGAAUAACAACUCAAAAUCGAACUGCAAAGAACGCUCGAUCGGACCGAGAAAUUGUUUCAUGAGAGUGACACCAGGCUCGAAAAAUAUUCUUCUCGAUAACGUUGGUCAUUAUCAAACUGUCCUUUACACCAGCGGUACGAACAGGCCAAACACAGCCCUCGUUCACGUCGCUAAAUCCACGCGGUCCGGCAGAUCGAUGUCAACAUCCAGCGAGGAAAAUUCUCCCAUGGUAGCUACAACCGAUAACACCCAGCUACAAAGAGUCGCCGAAUGGGUCCAAUCGUCAGUGAGCGCCGGAAAAAACGAGCAAACCUCAAAACCUCUUGACUCGCGAGACAAUGUUUCUCGACAGAAAGUAACUCAAAUCGUCGAAGUCAGCAAAGAUGACACACUCGUUAAAAUCGAGAUGGACGAGAGCACGGAUGUUCAAAAUCCUCUUCUCCCACUUGAGAAGAUGAGGAAGCUCGAUGAAAUCGUCGUCGAAGCAUCUGGCGACAAAUCUCUCGAUAAUCCGUUCGCCGAUGCCUCGAGAAACGUUGGAAACACUUCGAGACACAACGACGCUCCUCAAGACGCCGGGCUUAUCGAAGAUCUCAUUAUUUUCGAGCCUUGCAACACCAACGACAAUUCGGUUGAAAAUUCCCGUGUGCCCGAGGACAAAAACGAUCCAAAUUACGAGGUUAAAAUAACCAAAGAGAUGGAAGAAAUUUAUUUGAAACUUGCCGCCAGUCUCGAUCCCGUUUCACUUCGAUUAUCCGGGCCGAACAGCGCCGAUCUCACCAUCGAGAAGUAUCGAAAAGAUCAUCGUAGAGUUCACGUACAAAAAUUACAGGACAAACCCAAAUAAUAGAGGUUGAAUAUAAAAAUUCUACUUUUUCAUUAUAUUUCGAGAGAGUUUAUAAUAUGGCGCCAUAGGCUUUGUAUGAUUUUAUCUAGAAAUCAUUCAUUUUCAAAAAGAUUAUUUCCCUUGAAAGAGAGGAAAAUACUUUUGCAUCAUAAAUUUACAUUUAUUUUCCCGCGAAAAAUAGAGUCUAUCGGAAAGUAAUUCAUCCAUGUCGAGCUCGACGUCACUCACGGCCAUAUCAAACUCAACAAAGCUGAGUGCAAGAGUAAUCAUCUGAAGCAAAACUCCAAAAGAGUUGAUGUUCGUUUGGUGAUACGAAUGGAGGAACCGACUCCUGGGUUAUUUCAUGAAAAUAUAAUCGUUUGUAAUCGCAUUAAUGGGACGAUAGUUAGUAAUCGGGUCCUUAAUCUAACUCGAUCGUCGUUGUUUUAAAUCUCACGUUUAUACGAGUUUUAAUCCGAUCUGUUGCCAACGGUGACGUUCGUUUUAAUCAAAAAGAUAAUCCCUCAGGGAAGGCAUGCCGAAAAAAUUGAGGAAAAUGAAAAUCAAAUUUCUAUUCGAGGAAAUUUGACCUAUAAAAUCACAACCAAAAGUUUAGUCCGAUGUAGAAAACGAUUGUACAAGAAGAAAGAAAGAAACCAACGUUGGAGGUCGUUGUUCGACGAUCUCGACGGGAAAACGUUUAACGAGAUAAAACGUAAAAUUAAUUAAACGGAGUUUAAGAGAGUGCUUCCCAAAUGUAAGGAAAAGAGAUUCUUUUUUUCCAGUCUCUUUCGACGGACGGUAUGAUAAAAACGUGAGGUACGUCAUCGUAGGGAACGCAACUUUAGGCUGUGACUUUGCAGGUUGAAGAUCCUUGAAGCCACUAAAAUAUUAUUGGAAACUUAAUCGUACCGUGCUUCUCGAUAAUAAGCUUAAGAAAAAAGCUCUACUAUAUCCAGAUCUGUUGUAUGGAUUAUAAUCGGACAACAAUAUGUGUUUGUUAUAAAAAUCGAAAAAAAAUUAAGACGAUCCAUCGGACAUGCACCGCGGCCUACGAGAUUUUUACGCUCAGCGAAAUAAAUCAUGCAGAGUUUCAAAAAAACAAAAAGCAAACAAAAGUUCCGAGACAGAAAAAGUACUAAACCGCCUGCUGCGAAGCUUGUUAACGAAAUUUAAGUGUUAAUCCCAUCUGUUACGAAGCCUCAGCUAUUAAUCGACUAUAAAUCCUGUGUGAUUCGUACCAACCGGUAGCUUGUUGGGAAAAAUAUAAGAAAAAAGAAAUGAUUCUUUUUCAAUCCGAAUUUUCACACGAGCUUCGGGAUCCUCCGAUCUUCAAUAUUUAUUACUGAGUUUCAUGCUCUUCUUAUUCCAAGCUUCUCAGUAAUAUUUUUGAUUUAGCACAUUUUUCAAAUAUUACAGUUUAAUUUAUUCAGUUUACAAAAAUUUCUCGUCAAUAUUUUUUUUCCGAAUUUUAUCCCUUUGCUCGCCAAGAUACCUCAUUGACGCGAUAAACUUUUAAAAAUCGAUAUAUACUUUAUCGAAAAAGAUUGAUUCAUCGCAAGGACUUGACAAAAUUUAAAUUUUUUGUUUUUUCGAACAAUCUUCGUUUUUUUUUUUCGUUCCAAGCACCUCGCAUUUUCGUUUCAUCCUAAUUACCCCCCCUCCCUCUAUCUUAAUGUGUUUUAAUCUGUUUGUGCAUUUAUCACAGUAAUGACAAUACUACGCUCGACUUUAUAGGUAUAUUUACGAAUAAAUAUUCAUGUAUAAAGAGGUAUUGCAAAAAAUGUAUGGAAGGUCGCCAAAUUCGAUGAAAAAAUUGACAUUUUUUUGUCGUGCCUCCUUAUAUAGUUAGACGUAUACUCCUGGAAGUAUUAAACAAUAUACAUACGUGGGUAUAUGUAGCCUGUAAAUAUACAUACUGAACUCUAUGAAAUUCUAUCGUACGUGUAUAGUUCGAAUGGUGUAUUUGCAAAGUCAAUUCUCAUAUAUGCUGGAGAAGAGAACGUUUAGCUUGUGAGAUCUGAAGAUCAAGAGUGAGAUAUGAUAAUACGAUAUUGCAUUUUUCCACGUUGGAAAAAUGAGGAAUGAUCUUUAGAGAAGAUCGUUUUGAAUCCUUCCUUCCUGGCUCCUCCCCCCCCCCCCCCCUCCCUGCCCCCCGAAAAGUACCAAAGUCGUAUAUUUGUUAUCGGUAAGAUUUAAGGAUAUGAAAAUCUGCGACGAAAGUCAAAUAUUUUAUGGCAUUGAAGUUCACAUGCGGUUGAGCUGCAACGAAAAGUGUGUUUUUUCGAUUCGAUUUAUUUGGUUCUUAGAAUCGUUUUGUUUGCUAAUUCUAAUCGAGUGCUCAAAUGUAAAAUUGACCAAUUUUCGUAGUUGAGAUUCGAAGAAAUCGUAAUUUCGUUGCAUUUCGAGGAAAUGAUGAUUUUAAUGUCGCAACAUUUUUGACUCCGUUACAAACCUCCCUGGGAAACAAAUAUACCAUAGUACGCCAAGCGCGUUUUAUUUAUUGUCGCACAGACGAAAAAGAUCAAGAUUAAGAAAAUAAAGUAUAGAACGUUUAUCAGCAAUUCAUUCGAAUCGUACAGACUGCGAGGAAAAGGGAUUGCACUCUGAACGGCGUAUACAUGCGUUAUCGAAUAGCUCCGGAGACGUAUAACGAGAUCUUGUUAUUCGUCGUUUGACAACGCCUACUAUAAUAACAAAUAAUAACUGUAUAUACGGAGGAAAAAUGAAUAAAAGGAAAGAAAUAUAUUUCAA
This is a messenger RNA of Venturia canescens, 6060 nucleotides long. RefSeq lists its product as uncharacterized. Bases 790 to 3327 code for a protein of 845 amino acids. Lineage: Eukaryota; Metazoa; Arthropoda; Insecta; Hymenoptera; Ichneumonidae. The record is from RefSeq and is a predicted model, not a curated record. The transcript has 4 exons.